Messenger RNA from Crotalus tigris (Tiger rattlesnake), 2152 nucleotides. Its product is annotated as calcitonin gene-related peptide type 1 receptor-like. Gene Ontology annotation, cellular component: plasma membrane. The record is from RefSeq and is a predicted model, not a curated record. The coding region runs from base 186 to 1280 and encodes 364 amino acids. Gene Ontology annotation, molecular function: calcitonin gene-related peptide receptor activity; calcitonin receptor activity; adrenomedullin receptor activity. Lineage: Eukaryota; Metazoa; Chordata; Lepidosauria; Squamata; Viperidae. The transcript is spliced from 13 exons. Gene Ontology annotation, biological process: angiogenesis; cell surface receptor signaling pathway; adenylate cyclase-activating G protein-coupled receptor signaling pathway.
AGAUAAUAUUAGUACCCAUCUCUCAUUCCUCCAUUUGAACUCUAAGGCGAAUGAUGAAUUAUUGAUCUUCCAAAUAUCUUAGGAAAAAAAUAUUUGCGCUUUAAAAAGUAAAACUGCCUUGAAAGAUUACUGCAGCUUCUUGAAGCUAAAGAUUCUUAUUUAAGCAUUUUCAUCCAAGACAGGAAAUGAAAACAAAUGAAAUGAUCGCAAAAGCACAGUUUGAAUGUUACCAGAAAUUUCUACAAGUUCCUGUGCAUGAGAAUACAGGUUCUUACUGCAAUAGAACAUGGGAUGGCUGGUUAUGCUGGGAUGACACUCCUGCAGGAAAAACAGCCGAACAGAACUGUCCACCUUACUUUCAGGAUUUUGAUUAUAGUGAAAUAGCAUUUAAAGUCUGUGAAGAAAAUGGACAUUGGUUUGUACACCCUGAGAGCAAGAGAGUAUGGACCAAUUACAGCCUCUGUUCUGGUAAUAACCAGGAUAACAAGGCAGUUUGGAAUUUAUACUACAUUGCUAUUAUUGGCCUUAGCCUUUCCUUGGUUUCACUGUUGAUUUCCCUUGGCAUAGUCCUCUACUUUAAGAGCUUGAGUUGCCCAAGGGUCAGUUUGCAUAAGAAUCUUUUUUUUAGUUUUAUUUGUAAGUGUGUUGUAUCACUUACUACUCUGGAAGGAAUUGUCCAGCAGCAGCCACUGGUUACAACUCCUCCAGUAUGUACUGUGCUUCACAUCUCCCAAGUCUAUUUUUUUCUUUGCAACUUCUUCUGGAUGCUCUGUGAAGGCAUUUACCUCUACAUUGUCACUGUGGUAAAUGUAUUUGCAAAAAGACAGGCCUUGCGGUGGUAUUAUUUUCUCGGCUGGGGAUUCCCUUUAAUUCCUGCCUCUAUAUAUGCUGUAGCCAGAAGCAUGUAUUUCAAUGAUAACUGCUGGUACAGAGCAGAUACUCUUUUAUUCUAUAUCUUCGCGGGGCCUAUCUUCACUGUUCUCUUGGUGAAUUUACUGAUCCUGAUAAGGAUCAUUUACAUUGUCAUAAAGAAGUUGAGAGCCAGACAUCUUAAAAAAUCUAUUCAGUACCUGAAAGCUGUGAGGGCCACCUUCAUUUUAGUACCACUCCUCGGCAUCCAAAUCCUGUUGGCUUCCUAUGAACCAAGUGGCAGAACUAGCAAGGAGAUUCAUAAAUAUGUGCUCCAUAUUUUUAUAUAUUAUCAGGUAUCCAGUCUCUUGAAAUAUAUGCAGUUUACAAGGAUUGCUAAGGAAUGUUGCAGGGUUUGUUAUUGUCAAUAAUAUUAUGCUUUUCUGAUAAAAAGGUUCAUUCUGUUUUCAGAAAGCUAUGGAAUCGAUUCCAAGCAUCACUUUAAAAUCAACAUUCCGCUUAAUGCAGACAACUCUGAACAUCUGGAUGGAGCCACAACAGAUAAUGUUGCUUUAAAAAAAAACUUUUUGGCCAAUUGCAAUACACUCUGUGCAAGUAAUAUCCUGUUGUUGCUUUUUAAAGAAAUCAUUCAUUACAAUAUUAUAUUCUUAUAAGAAACAGAGUUAAGACUGUAAUAGUGUAAAUAUUGUAAAAACAGAAUGCAAAAUGUAUCAAGCUGUUUGGUGUAUUGGUUAAGGUCUAGAAACUAGGAUACUAUCAGUUCCAGUCCCACCUUAAGCAUGAAAUUUGACUGGGUGACUUUCAACAGUCCCUCUCUCUCUGUCAGAACCCAUAUUCUAAGGGGGCCUUUCCUAUCUUUAACACAAUCUCUACUCUCUCUAUAAUCCUGGGUUCUGCCAUGCUCCUGGAGAGGAAGGGGAAAGCUGGGGUUUAUUGCUCUGUUUCCCUUCUAUUGCUACACUGUAACACUUUGUUGUUUCUGCAUACUUCCCUUGUGAACUAUCUCUCCCCUUGAUGUCAGCUAGAAAGGGGAGGAAGAAGAAAGGAAUGCGCCUCCGGCACUGGUUUAUCUCCACGUUGAAGGGAAGAUAUGAAAGCCGACAUAACAUUGCUACAACCCUGAGACAGCCUGGCAUUAUCAGCUCUUUCCCACAACACCUGGGGAUUGGCCCAUGUGAACUGACCGGAUGAACCUUUGGGUUGGGGUUUGUUUGGGACACUUUUAACCUAUUGAUCUGAGCAGAAAACCCUCAGAUCCUGUCUAUCUUGCCUGCUAUCAGCU